Messenger RNA from Helianthus annuus (common sunflower), 1604 nucleotides. RefSeq lists its product as uncharacterized. The coding region runs from base 251 to 1393 and encodes 380 amino acids. The record is from RefSeq and is a predicted model, not a curated record. NCBI's taxonomy places the organism in Eukaryota, Viridiplantae, Streptophyta, Magnoliopsida, Asterales, Asteraceae. The transcript has 10 exons.
UCGAACCGGCAAAAAACUUAUUUAUAUGAUUUUUAUCAAUCAGUGUUGUAGAGAAACAAACCAACCCGAAUUCCCGCCGCUUGGAAAUCUUUAUCUGACUGGUACAAAAUCAAACCGCAAUUUGCUACUGCAAAAUCCACACCUGCUUCAAUCGUUUCUUCACAAGGAAAAAAAAAACUAUGAUUUGAACUCAGAAGUGUUAUGAUGUACAAUCCUUGCACAAGAAUCAAUAUCAAGAUUUUCAAUCGAAAUGCCGCACUGGAAUCACUCAAUCUCACUCAUAAGCAAGAACUGGACCGUAGCAUCUCGAUUCCUAACAAGAACAUCAUCACGCCCGCAAGGUUUUCGAUCAAAUGCCGCACUGGAAUCACUAACCAAAGCCCGCGAAGAACGCACACAAAACAUUGUCCUCUACAAUUACCCUUCGUUUUCCGGAGCUUUCUCGGCUCUAUUUGCUCACCUCUUUCACCGUCACCUCAAUCUCCCAUGCCUCAUUUUGCCUUUCUCGUCCGUCGAACCUUUCAGGGUUGAAGAUUUGUGUAUCGAUGGACUGAAGAAAUCUUAUUUUCUUGAUUUCAUUGGCCCCAAAGGGUUUGCAGUUGAGCUUUCACGAAGAACAUCAUGCCAGGUGAUAGGAUUCGAUCACCGGAAAACCACACUGUCGGAUAUCCAUCUAUAUCAAGAUGGUAACAACAGUCUCUCACUUCAAGUCAAUUUGGAGAAGAACAGUUCUUCUGCUGCAUACAACUAUUUUUGUGACAAGUUAUCAGAAAUGAAGCGUGAUAACGGGCCUGCAAGUCUGUUGAACACCGAAGAUCAAGAAAGAGUGGAAACGGUUCUUAAGUACAUUGAGGACGGAGACCUUAGGCUAUGGACCCUACCCGAUAUCAAAGAAUUUAAUAUCGGUUUAUCUAAUUGGCGUUCAAAGUUGAAUUGCGUCACAAAUCCACACUUGUUUGAACAGUUGAUGAAGAUUAGUGUUACGAAUUUGGUUGCACGUGGAAGUGCUUACGUGGCGAGCCAGCAGAGUUUAGCAACUAAGCUUCUUGAAAAGGUGUUUAAAGUUAGAUUGGGCAGAGGAUUAUACGGGGAGUGUCUGGGGGUUAGGAUCGACGGGAAUUCGAAUUUAAGUGAUGUUAUUGGCAAAGAACUCAGCAUGAAGAGUGAAGCAGCUGGUUUGAGGCCUAUCGGAGCCGUUAUCUACAUGCAAGGGAAAAAUCUCAAAAUGUGCUUAAGGAGUACGGAUAAGCAUGGUACUGAUACAUCUGCAAUUGCAAAGGUUUAUGGUGGAGGAGGCACCCCUUGGUCAAGCUCAUUUAUAAUUAGAAUGGAUGAGUACAAUCAGUGGAUUUCAGGCCGAGAAAGAAUCCUUAACGCUAUGGACCUUGCCUGAUAUCAAAGAAUUCAAUAUCGGUUUUAUCUGUCACACUUGUCGUAUUUGUAAACAGUUGUGUCACGAAUUUGGUUGCGCAUGGAAGUGCUUACAUGGCUAAAAGUUGCUUGAAAACAUUGGCUGGGCAGAGGAUUGUAGGGGUAUGUUAUUCGACAUUCUUAAUGACAUAGAGUGAAAGCACUAAUAUAAAAGAUAUAAUAUUUAGUGAAAA